Trichomonas vaginalis G3 is the source of this 1413-nucleotide messenger RNA. RefSeq names its product UDP-glucose 6-dehydrogenase, eukaryotic type family. Gene Ontology annotation, molecular function: NAD binding; UDP-glucose 6-dehydrogenase activity. The record is from RefSeq and is a predicted model, not a curated record. Gene Ontology annotation, biological process: glycosaminoglycan biosynthetic process. The coding region runs from base 1 to 1413 and encodes 470 amino acids. The transcript has a single exon. Gene Ontology annotation, cellular component: nucleus; cytosol. NCBI's taxonomy places the organism in Eukaryota, Parabasalia, Trichomonadida, Trichomonadidae.
AUGAGCGGUGUUAUGCACAUCGUUUGCGUUGGCGCUGGAUACGUUGGCGGCCCAACAAUGGCUGUUAUUGCAGAGAAGUGCCCUCACAUCAAAGUCACCGUCGUCGAUAUUGAUGAACGCAAGAUUAAAGCCUGGGAAAACGGACCAUUGCCAAUCAAAGAGCCACACCUUGAGGAGACUGUUGCCAUAUCUAGAGGUCGUAACCUGUUCUUCUCCACAGAUUUAGAAAGCAAUAUUGCUGACGCAGAUUUGAUUUUCAUUGCUGUCGGCACACCAACAAAGGUUUUAGGUGUUGGUGCUGGUAGAGCUGCUCUUAUUGACUAUGUUGAGUCAGCAGCUCGUAUAAUUGGUAAAUAUGCCAAGCAUUCAACAAUUAUUGUUGAAAAAUCUACAGUUCCUGUUGGUGUUUCCAGAUCCAUCAAGACAGUUUUAAACUCCAACUCAACAAACGGACUUAAAUUCCAGAUUCUUUCAAAUCCAGAGUUUUUGGCCGAAGGAACAGCGAUUUCCGACUUACAUAACCCAGAUCGUAUCCUCAUUGGUCACGAGCUUACACCAGAUGGCGAAGCAGCUGCAAGACUCCUUACAGAUGUCUAUGCAAACUGGGUUCCACGAGAGAAAAUUUUAACAGUUAAUGUUUGGUCAUCAGAACUCUCCAAGCUUACAGCCAAUGCAUUCCUUGCACAGAGAAUUUCCUCCAUCAAUACAAUUUCCGCAAUUUGCGAACUUACAGGCGCAAAUGUCAAUGAAGUCGCCCACGCCAUUGGCCUUGAUUCCCGCUUAGGCCCUAAGUUCUUAAAGGCAUCUGUCGGCUUCGGUGGCUCCUGCUUCCAGAAAGAUAUCCUUAACUUGACAUAUAUCGCCGAAUCCCUUGGUCUCAAGGAAGUUGCCGAUUACUGGCACUCGGUUGUCGAUAUCAACAACUGGCAGCGCCGCCGCUUCGUCAACGACGUCAUCCAUACAAUGUUUGACACACUUCAGAAUAAGAAGAUCGCUGUUUUCGGAUUUGCCUUCAAGGCUGAUACAGGUGAUACUCGUGAGUCAUCUGCUAUCUCUGUUAUCGAUAUGCUUCUCGCAGAAAACGCUCAAGUCGCAAUUUACGAUCCACAAGUUCUCCACGAACAAAUGAUCUUCGAUAUCAAAGAAGUCAACCCAGCAAAUACUCAGGAAAAGAUUGACAAGCACGUUAAAAUCUACGACGAUCCUUACGAAUGCGCAGACGGAUCUCACGCAAUCCUCAUCAUGACAGAGUGGAAAGAAUUCGUAACUUACGAUUACAAGCGUAUCUACAACACAAUGUGGAAGCCAGCUUUCAUUUUCGACGGAAGAAACAUCCUUAACCGCGAUGAGCUUCGCGUCAUCGGAUACUGCACUCAUGGUAUCGGUGUUGUUCCAGACAGCCUCGCUCAAUAA